Messenger RNA from Candida tropicalis MYA-3404, 702 nucleotides. RefSeq names its product mitochondrial 54S ribosomal protein mL67. The record is from RefSeq and is a predicted model, not a curated record. The coding region runs from base 1 to 702 and encodes 233 amino acids. Lineage: Eukaryota; Fungi; Ascomycota; Pichiomycetes; Serinales; Debaryomycetaceae. Gene Ontology annotation, biological process: DNA recombination; positive regulation of mitochondrial DNA replication. The transcript has a single exon. Gene Ontology annotation, molecular function: single-stranded DNA binding; structural constituent of ribosome; DNA strand exchange activity. Gene Ontology annotation, cellular component: nucleus; mitochondrial large ribosomal subunit.
AUGACAUUUCGUACUAGAGCUGAAAAGAGAAUGAGGAAAUUCCUCAUUGAGCAAUUAAAAGCUCGUGUGCAACAUGGUGCAAGAAUAGCUGAAGGUAAAAAAAGUGCUGAAGAUUUAGUCAAGAAUGAUUUGGGUCCACAAGUUUUUGUAUUUAGAAAUCUUUUCAGUGGUCAAGUUUUGUAUUCUCCGGUUCCAGCUUAUCAUAAUGAUCAAAUCAACCAACAAUUUGUUAACCCAAAUUGGCAAAACAGAAAACCAUCAAGAAGACAAGAUUUAUGGAAAAUUAUGUGUGUUGUAAAUUUUGAUAACUAUGAUUAUGCCACUGCAGCAUACAAAGGGUUGGUUGAUUUAAGACGUGUUAGAGAUACCUAUCAACGAAAGGAAGCCAACAGCAUGAGAAAGAAAAGUGAAGAUGGUCAUAUCUGGCACAGUGGUCAAUACAGACCCACUUAUACCCAAGAAGCAGUUGCUGACUUGACUCAUGUGAUAGAUGAAUUUGAAUUAGAAGGAACCACAAUAUUUUGGGCAAAUGAAUGGCAUAAAGGUGAUGAAAAGUACUGGAGACACGAUUUGGUUGAACACCAAAAGUUACCUGUUCAUAACCCAAAGCAUCAAAGUGUCUUGCUAGAUGUUAUGAGAAAGAAAGCUAUUGAGGCUUUUAGAGAAAAGACUACUGAAACAGUAGAACCAGAAGCUGCAUAA